GCUCCCGAGCCUGCCCGUCGGGACUCCGGUGACGAGGGGCGGAGGAGGCAGCGGCCGGAGCCGGAGCGGGGGGCGCUCGCCGCUGCCCCGGGGCCGGGACAUGUCGUCGGCGGCGGUGGCGGCUGCUUCCCGCAGGCAGUCGUGCUACCUGUGCGAUCUGCCCCGCAUGCCCUGGGCCAUGAUCUGGGACUUCACCGAGCCCGUCUGCCGGGGCUGCGUCAACUACGAGGGCGCCGACCGCGUGGAGUUCGUCAUCGACACGGCGCGGCAGCUGAAGCGGGCGCACGGCUGCUUCCCCGAGGGCCGGGCCCCGCCGCCGCCCCACGCCAAGCAGCCUCCGCUCUCCGCCAAAGAGCUCCUGGCGCAGCAGCAGCAGCUCGGCCACCCCUCGGCGGCGGAGGCGGCGGCGCGGCCCCCGCCGCAGCCCCUGGAGCGCUACUCGCUGGCGGCCGAGCGGCCGCCGCCCCGCCUGGGCGCCGAGUACGGCGGCGGCCGGCAGGUCAACGGGAUCCUGGUGCCCAACGGCUUCCCCAAGCCCGAGGAGCCGCCGGAGCUCAACCGGCAGAGCCCGAACCCGCGGCGGACGCACGCCGUGCCGCCCACCCUGGUGCCGCUGGUGAACGGCGCCGGGCUCCCCGCCGCCAUCGGCGGUCUGGGCAGCCGCGCCGCCGCCGCGGCCGCCGCCUCGCUGGCCGCCAUCUCCGCCGCGCCCGCCCCGAUGGCCGUGCCCGUGCCCCAGCAGCCGGCGGCGGCGGCGCAGGCGGCGGGGCAGGCGGCCGGGCAGCCCGGCGAGCUGGGGCACAAGCGCCCCGGCUCCGUCUCCUCCUCCUCCUCCUCGGGUGGCGGCGGCGGCGCGGCGGGGGAGCACGACGGCGGCGCCAAGGAGAAGCGGGGCUCUGCCGAGAGCCUGCCGGCCGCGGCGGCGGAGCUGGCCGCGGAGGGCAAGGGCCGGCCGGGCGCCGAGCAGGAGUGGCUGGCCAAGCCCAAGACAGUGCGGGACACGCUGCUGGCCCUGCACCAGCACGGGGGACACGCCGUGGCCCCCUUCGACAGCAAAUUCAAGAAAGAGCCGGGCAUGGCGGGCGGCAGGCUGCUGGGCUACGAGACCAACGGCUCCGUGGCCAAGCCAGGGGCCCGGGCCGCCCGGAAGAGGAAGCCUUCCCCCGAGCCGGAGGGCGAGGCUGGACCCCCGAAGAUCAACGGGGAGGUGCAGCCCUGGCUGCCCACCUCGUCGGAAGGGAUGAAGCUGCCGCUGACGGCCACCCCCUUCAUGUCGCCCCCGCCGCCCACCGCCUCGCCCCACUCCAACCGGACCACGCCGCCCGAGGCGGCACAGAACGGCCAGUCCCCCAUGGCCGCCCUCAUUCUGGUGGCGGACAAUGCCGGGGGCAACCACGCCUCCAAAGACGCCAACCAGGUCCACUCCACCACGCGGAGGAACAGCAGCAGCCCCCCCUCGCCCUCCGCCAUGAACCAAAGAAGGCUGGGCGCCGGCAGGGAGGUGCCGGGCCAGGGGGCCAACGCGGCGGCGGCGGGCGGGCUGGAGCCCGUGCACCCCGCCAGCCUGCCGGACUCGUCCCUCGCCGCCAGCGUCCCGUUGUGUUGUACCCUCUGCCACGAGCGCCUGGAAGACACCCACUUCGUGCAGUGCCCCUCCGUCCCCUCGCACAAGUUCUGCUUCCCCUGCUCCCGGCAGAGCAUCAAGCAGCAGGGAGCCAGCGGCGAGGUGUAUUGCCCCAGCGGGGAGAAGUGUCCCCUGGUCGGCUCCAACGUCCCCUGGGCCUUCAUGCAGGGAGAGAUCGCCACCAUCCUGGCCGGAGAUGUGAAAGUGAAAAAGGAGAGGGACUCGUGACUCGCCUGUGCUCGCCGCCCGACGUCACCUUGAACUCGAACUGCUCGAAUUCUGUAUAUAUCUAUAAAUAUAUAUAUAUAAAUAUAUAUAUAUAUCUCCAAGACAAGGGAAAUGUAGACUUCAUAAACAUGGCUGUAUAAUUUUGAUUUUUUUGAAUACAUUGUGUUUCUAUAUUUUUUGAAGACAAAAGGUAUGUACUUAUUAUAAAGGCAUUUCUUCUAAUUCUUCUCUUUUUUUUCUGUUUCGUUUUUUCUUUUUUUUUUUCCCUUUUGUUAUAGCAACUAUUUGUUGUGCUUCCCUGGUGACAGUUACUGUUCAAUGUAGGCUGUGACUUGCGCUGCUUUUUUUAGAGAGCACUUGGCAAACCAGAAAUGCUUCUAGCUGUAUUUGUAUGCACUUGUUUCUUCUGUUUUUUCUUUUCUUUUCCUUUUUUUUUUUUUUUUUUUUUUUUUAAAUGCCAAAUACACUUUCUGACGUUGUAAAGAUUGCCUUACUGUCUGUGAUUCCUUAUUCCUGGCCCCUGUCCUGUAGAGCUGGUCGCAUGCAGGCUUGGUCUGAGGCAGCUGGGGAGGAGAGUGGCUGGCCAAGGCAGGCGUGCCCUUUGCCAUCCGCUGGCCAGGCGAGCUUAGGGAGCAGGAGGGCUUUCUCCCAGGAGCGCGUGCCUCGGGUCGCGAUGGAAGAGCCUCCAGAUCCAGUCCCAAAUUGCUCACUGUUUCUCAAGGGAAGUUGCCACCAGAGUAGGAUGUGGAGAGGUGUCCAAGAGGCGUUGUUGAGUUAGGGAUUUCUGGGUUUGUUUGUUUUUGGUUUGGUGUUUUGGUUUUUUUUUUUGGUUUUUUUUUGGGUUUUGGUUUGGUUUUUUUUUUUUAAGGCAAAGUUGACCGCAGUUCUCGUGAUCAGUUGUAAGAUUACAAAACUGCAUUUAUUCACCAAUUGCAUACCACAACGUGGAAUUUUGAUAACGAACUUAGUUACAUGAUUGGCGAAGGUGCCAAUGUAGCACUGCCAUUUCUGAAAGUCUUCAGUGUCACUUGUGGGGCUUUUGUGUCUUUGGACAAAGCUGGGGAUAUGGGGAAGAGACUUUAUUUUAUUUUACUUUAAUUUUCAGAUAGUGCAUAUGGAUUUUGAUUUUGCUUACCAGUCGCCUCUAGUGCUGUUGCUAUUGUUACUAUCGCUGACCCGGUGUUUCCAAGUAGUGGCAGGUACGGUGUGAUACAGUGACAGCAGUGACUGAGGCUCUGCCAAAUCGCCCGCGGGCAUAUCAGUGACAGCCCAAAUGUGGGUGGAGGAAACCUGUAAUUUCCUUAUUACGUAUGCUUGAAACAAACCUACUGCUAUUCUUUGAAAAUGAAAAUAUAAACUGGUUGAAAUGAAAGCAAUUAGGGCUGCACAUAAUGGCCCUGGCCCUGCCUUUUAAGCUACUUUGGAGAACUCUUUUGUAAAGCCACUUCUUUUGAUCACGCUUCUGCAUCACCAAGCAGACUUCUAAAAUCAAUAAAUCAUUGGUUACUAGAAAUAGUUCCAGUCUUAUAGUGAUGUUUUUGUGCUGUUUAUAGUUCAUUGGCAACACUGCAGCUGUACGAGCCCUUCUGUCGAGGUGUUUAUAACUCAAGUUAUAGACGGUUGUUUCUGAGCAGAAGGGUGGUGAGGUCGUCCCUUCCCAGGGACCAGCUAAUAAACACUUCUAGUAUCAGAAGAGGAGGAGGAAAAAUCUGUUCAGCCAACUAUAAAAUUGAAGAUUUUUGGGUGCUUUUUAGUCAACUGUUCUUAUUGUGAUAAUGUUCAAACUGCAACUUAACGCAGAGUAGUUUUGGUUUUUUUUUGAAGACUACUUUUUUUUUUUAAAAAAAAAAAAGAAAUGGUCAUUAUUAGUAUUUGAAGAUCAGAACUGCACAUGCACAGUAAUUUUCUAUGAAGUGUUUAAUGAGCACACCCACUACAUUGUGUUCCAUAUUACAGGUCAAUGUAUAAAAGACUUGCAUGAUAAACAAAUUCAUUGAGUCAAUAUUACGCUUUAAAACUUAUAGUCAAGAUUGGUGUCUUAUGUAAACACAUUUAGCCAAUUUGAAGAAAACGCACAUUAUAUAUAUAUAUACCUAUAUAUAUACCUAUAUAUAAAAAAAUGCCAACUGUAAAGGAUUCUUUGGAACCACUAUGAUCUGUGUAAAUGUGUAUUUAGGCACUUUAUUAAAAAAAAAUGGAAUUUGA
Molecule: messenger RNA, 4057 nt
Organism: Oenanthe melanoleuca
Lineage: Eukaryota; Metazoa; Chordata; Aves; Passeriformes; Muscicapidae
Gene: IRF2BP2
Product: interferon regulatory factor 2 binding protein 2
Exons: 2
Coding region: 101-1852 (583 amino acids)
Biological process (GO): regulation of transcription by RNA polymerase II
Cellular component (GO): nucleus
Molecular function (GO): transcription corepressor activity
Source: RefSeq, a predicted model, not a curated record